Molecule: messenger RNA, 839 nt
Organism: Homarus americanus (American lobster)
Lineage: Eukaryota; Metazoa; Arthropoda; Malacostraca; Decapoda; Nephropidae
Product: exosome complex component RRP45-like
Exons: 4
Coding region: 54-824 (256 amino acids)
Biological process (GO): nuclear mRNA surveillance; exonucleolytic trimming to generate mature 3'-end of 5.8S rRNA from tricistronic rRNA transcript (SSU-rRNA, 5.8S rRNA, LSU-rRNA); U5 snRNA 3'-end processing
Cellular component (GO): nuclear exosome (RNase complex); cytoplasmic exosome (RNase complex)
Source: RefSeq, a predicted model, not a curated record
UAACACGUGGGAGCAGCUGCGUCUGGUGGUGCCGAGCUCUUCCACAGGUCAAGAUGAAAGAAGUUCCGCUAAGUACGUGUGAGAAAACGUCGAUUGUGUCGGCCAUCCGGGCAGGUCAACGCUACGACAACAGAGAGUUUCUCGAAGUCCGAGACAUCUCACUUAAUUUUGGGAAGGACUACGGUUCCUGCACUGUCACCCUUGGCCAGACUAGGGUAUUAGCUCAGGUCACCGGCGAAGUAGUCGAGCCGAGACCAUCCCGACCUAACGAAGGAAAAAUAUCUAUCUCGGUUCACUUGUCACCCAUGGCUGCACCGCACUUUGAGUCCGGGCGUAGUAACGACCUGGUGGAUGAACUGCAGCAAAUAUUAGAAAGAAACAUCAAGGAGUCAAGAUGCCUCGACCUCGAGUCUCUGUGUGUCCUGGCGGAGGAAAGUGUCUGGCAACUGAGAGUGGAUGUUACGGUGCUGAAUCAUGCCGGUAACUUAGGAGACGCUUGUAACCUCGCGUCUGUUGCAGCUCUUCGGCACUUCCACCGUCCCGACGUGACGGUGGAAGAAGACGGACGAGUGACCAUCCACACCCUGGAAGAGCGUGAACCCAUUCCUACCUUCAUGAAAAAAGUGCCCGUGUGUCUCACUUACGCUUUUUUCGUUGUUGAUGAUAAAUGCUACAUGCUGAUGGAUCCUUCAGAGAAAGAAGAGAGGGUAAGCAAUUAUUUUUAUGAAUUGGUUAAAUUAUGGAUAAAAGUUAAGUUUGGCUUCAUGAGGUUUGGUUGGUUACUGAGACAGACCCUUGUCCCCCCAACCUGCCUCCCUUCAUAGAGCAGUGAUCACCUU